Alternaria arbusti is the source of this 702-nucleotide messenger RNA. RefSeq lists its product as uncharacterized. The transcript is spliced from 3 exons. NCBI's taxonomy places the organism in Eukaryota, Fungi, Ascomycota, Dothideomycetes, Pleosporales, Pleosporaceae. The record is from RefSeq and is a predicted model, not a curated record. Bases 1 to 702 code for a protein of 233 amino acids.
AUGAAGCUCCUCAUCGUCUUGUCGCUCGCCCUCAGCGCCAUCGCCGCCGCCGUCGUUGCACCUCGGCAGCCCACAUCGCCAUCCCAUAUCGUCGCCCUCGGCAUGGACAAUUCCGAUAUACCCCUCUACUCAGACGCCGACCCAGUCCCCACUGUCACGACCUCAGAAUCAACUGCAACUACUGAAGACAACUACCAAAACGCCCGCGACAAAAUCCCUUUAGUAACCGAGCACGUCACACCCACAACCUCGCGCCCCGGCGACCCAGAACCCAUCGUCAUCCUCCCCUUUUACUUCCAGGUCAUUGAGAACUGCCUCCCGGACAACAGCAUCCAAGCCCGCGGUGUAUACAAGAACAUGGAUUACGUGUGGGCCUACACUCUAGCCAAGGGCAACACCGUCCAGGUUGACCACGGCAUCGGAGGAUACCCUUGGACAUUCCUGAUCGGACCAUUCGAUUACAAAAACAGCAACCUUCACUUCUCGUACGACAACGGCGACGAUUUCCACUGCGAUUGGAACGAUAGCGAAUCGUGGAAGAGGUGUGGCGAGUGCAGGACGGGGUUGUGGAGUGCGCCGAAGCUUGAUUGUAAGGGAGGCGGAGAGAAGACUAGGAAAAAGAUUAUGAAUUGCUCGUUCAUUAUGGGGUGGAGAAGUAAGCUCACGGGCCAUCCCAUCACUCCUCCUGAGGGGGCAGCCUGA